This is a messenger RNA of Entrophospora candida, 523 nucleotides long. Lineage: Eukaryota; Fungi; Glomeromycota; Glomeromycetes; Entrophosporales; Entrophosporaceae. The record is from the annotation of a GenBank genome assembly.
AUGCCAUCAAAAUCACGUGGUUUACACCAAUAUCUUACAAGGAGAGAAGAGUACUAUGUGAUUAUAUUAGGACUUGAUAAUGCUGGUAAAACGACACUUUUAGAACGUGUUAAAUCGUUAUUUCUUGGAGUCACUGGUUUAUCGCCGGACAAAAUUGCACCAACUGUUGGUUUAAAUAUUGGAAAAAUUGAUAUAAAUAGAUCAAGAUUAAUUUUUUGGGAUUUAGGGGGACAAGAAGAACUUCACAACAUAUGGGAAAAAUAUUACAGUGAAUGUCAUGGUAUUAUAUUUGUAGUGGAUUCAAUUGACAAAAAAAGAAUUGAACGAUUAGAAGGUGUGCCAGUAUUAAUGCUGGCCAAUAAACAAGAUAUACCUAAUGCUCUUAAAGUUGAGGAAAUUAAAGAAAUUUUCAAUAAAAUUGCUUUAAAAUUAGGAGCAAGAGAUUCAAGAGUUUUACCAAUUUCUGCUUUAGAAGGAAUCGGGGUAAGAGAAGCAAUAGAUUGGUUAUUCAUAAGAAUACAAC